AUGAAGGACAUAUUCGCAACCCUCCUCUACAUCUCAGCUACACUCGCUACCUCAAUUCCCCACGAUACUCCGAAUCCCCCAGACUCCAACCUAACCCUCAUCCUAAGCGGCUCAGGAGACAACCAAUACUGGCUUCUCAACGAAUCGAACCUCCCUCCCUCAAUCCCCCUUCUCAAUACUUCCACCAAAAUUUCCAGAAAAAGCCCCCAACCCAACGCCAACACCGAGAGUGUUGAAUGCCAUGGCUGGCACCAAGCCUCGGAAGGCGAAUGUCGCAAAUUCAUGCUUGCUAUCCGCAACAAUCGAGCCUCUAUUCCUGACUCUCCACGAGAUAUCAGAUACCGUGGUUGUUAUGUUAGUUGGUCCAAACCGGCAACGGGUUCCCUCUCCUUCUUCUACGACGCCUUUGUCGAGAUUUACAAUGCCUGUGAGAGGAAUGGAUGGAUAUCGGGGUUGAAGAGAAAGGUCAAUAUUGGUGGGACGUUGCUUACGCAAUGUCUUUCGGGAAGGCCGUGGGGGUGCAGGCUCUGGAAAGUAUCUCGCUUCUUCAGCGGCCUUCAAUAG
Messenger RNA from Lindgomyces ingoldianus, 564 nucleotides. RefSeq lists its product as uncharacterized. Lineage: Eukaryota; Fungi; Ascomycota; Dothideomycetes; Pleosporales; Lindgomycetaceae. The transcript is spliced from 2 exons. Bases 1 to 564 code for a protein of 187 amino acids. The record is from RefSeq and is a predicted model, not a curated record.